GCGAGGUGGCAAGAACAAACUGAUCCAGCGGAUGAACGAGAAAAUGCCCGGAGGAAGAACCGACACGCAGCCAAGCACGAGAUGUUCAAGAGCCGCUACCAGUGAGAAACACGCUUAGACGUAGGAUUUGCAGUGAAAUAAACCGCGCUGGGAUGAGAAUAAGCUGACUUUUAUUUUACAGCAGAGUCCAGAGAAUUACGCAUGACGCGCAAAUCCAAGGUGAACCAACUUUUACGCAUGACCCUUUGGAGUUUGUGGGGUUCAAAAUGUGACCGCGAAGUUGCAUUGUUGUUACCUGUAACUGCGGUUUUGGAACAGGAACUUGCAAUUUGAUCAUUUUUACUGGAUUUUUGUCCGGAAAGUGGAAGAAUCAAACACCUUGACACACGCGCACGAAUAUUUGCAUAUUUGUAGGACGUUAUUUGGACUGUCUCUUGCAUUACAUACUGAUACAACGGGAACUGUGUGGAUGCACUUUUCUUGUUUCCCAACACCCUGCGCUGCGCACUUCUCGCACUGUGCUACCCUUGACGUCUCCUGAGUUUUCCAAAAAAGCGAUAUGGACAGAGUCAGACGUCUGGCCUGCGUGUGAGUCACCGUGAGCAAACAUUUGGACAAACGGCGCUUAUAGGCAGUGACACAUUUGUGGGUAUUUAACAGUGAGUGCUUUGCACAAGGGGUCAGCACACGACACCGGGACGACGCUCGGUGCAGCUGGGGGAUUGGACGCCGAAGUGCUAAAUGCCCAGCCGGUCGCUUGCGGCUCCUCUGGCUGGGCGGCAACAUGAGGUCCUGGGUCCUGGUGCUGCUGCUGGCUGCGCUUUUAGUGGCCCGUCUCCGGCUCGGCAGCGCUGAGGGCGAUCCACUCCCUCCAUCUCUGGUCGACCUGGUGGGGAACUCUCCCGUCUCCUCCGUGGAAGAUCUGAAGUUGCUUCUGCAGCAGGAGACCAAUGCAAUAGAAGAGGAUGAGGAUGAGCAUGAUAUUCUCUCAAACCAUACCCAAGGUCGCUACAUUAGAAGUCUUGUGGACGCGCAGCCGGCCCAGCAGGCGGUCUGUAAAGUUCGAACAGAGGUGAUGGAAGUAACGAGGUCUAUGCUAGACCGCCGCAACGCCAACUUCCUGCUGUGGCCGCCAUGCGUGGAGGUGCAGCGUUGUUCAGGUUGCUGCAACACCAGACUGCUGCAGUGUGUUCCCACAGUCACCUCUAGCAGAUACCUACAGGUGAUAAAGAUUCAGUACAUUAACAAGAAGGCCCACUAUGAAAAAGCCAUCAUCUCCGUGGAAGAUCACGUCAGCUGCAGGUGCCAGACCCUGUCCUCCUCUUCUUCUUCUUCCACUUCUUCCUCCUCAUCUGUUCCCAUCACUCGCUCCAACCCCAUUCCUGCUCCACCUCCCCCACAACAGCCACUCCCGUCCUCCCAUAAUCCCUUGCCUGUUCCCCGGCCCGUCCAGCCUUCUUCACCCAAGACUCACACCUCCAAGGCUGACCUACAUCGCCACGAUGACCUAAAGUACAACCAGCAGCAUUACAGUCCUGAGGAGCGUGAGCCGGUGGCAAGGCAGUGGCAGCAGGGCAGUUACACCCAGCUUGUACACUGGACCCAGCCCAGGGUGCAUCAGGCACCCAAACAUGUGCAGACAGGGGUUCACCAGACAGUGACUGGGAUGGUUGGGCCGGUCAGCAGCUGGCCAUCUGAAGCGAGGGCGGAACACAGUGUCAUGGGAAGUACGCAGCAGGUGGGACACGGGAGCGGGUUUGAUGGGAGCAGGGAGGACAGCGGUGUACAUACGUCAAACGGUGGUGGUGAAGUGCAUCAUCCUGAUCACGCAAAGAGGCAGCAACAGUUGUUACAGCAUCAGCAGAGACAGCAAUAUCAGCAGCAAUAUCCGUAUCAUCAUCAGACACGUUAUCCACAACAGUACAACCACGGAGGAGCUGAGGAUCGAGAGCUGAGGACGCAGUAUCGCCUCAAUGCUCCCCAAUCAGACAGUGCCUACCCCCCUGCCAGCCAAACAGAGCCACCCAAAUUUGAAGAAAACCCCACCCUUCCACUAUCAACCAUCCAGAAAGACUUUGCAACCAGCCAAAAAAAUAUAGGGGUCAAAAAUCACAAACAGACUGAGACUGAAACAGACAGUCAAAAAGAAGGGAAUCAGAAGGAGGAAGGCAGCUCAGCCAAUAGCGGGAACUUGGCUUGCACAGAGCUGGCCAAUCAGGGGAAGAAAAAAGACUCUAACAUGACCAGUGAGGAUGGUCGCUUAACAGAAGCUGAGAGGAAGCAGAAACUUCUGGAGUUGGUACAGAAGGAACCAGAUGAGCAGACUCAUCUUCAUCAGCUUCAUCCUCACCAAAGACCAAAGCCAACCACAUUUAAAACAGCUUACUCUACGAUGGCUCCCAUUUCGCCUUCAGCUCGUAAAGCCCAGUUUCGCUCUGCUUCGCCCCGCCGCAGGAGAAAACACCGCAAACGCAUCAGCAAAGCAGCUAUGAGAGCUAUGAUCAUGUAAACCUGCAAGGAAGCGGUAAAGCUAACCAAAAGAUUUCAGCCCGAAACAUUGCUCCAAAGGAAAUGGAGACACAAGAAGAGUGGGUUUCUUAAACGUCGGACAGUCCAGACUCGUACUGAGGACUGAGAGCUGAGGGUGCCAACGGUUCUGCUGUUUUCAAUGGAUGGCUUCACACAAAGUCACCUGCUCCAGAGAUGCCACAGACCGUCCAGCGUUAAGGAUUUUAUAAAAGUGCAAUCAAAUGAACUCUGCGGACUAGAGGGUGUUUGACACACUAAGCACCAGAUUUCAUUUCUUUGAACCACAAAUCCAGCUGAUGUGGACUGAUAAAUGGAAGUGUGUCAGGUGCUGAAACAAGGCUAGACUGGUGGUCUCUACCUGCAGUUUGCAGCCAUUGACUGGCUGUUGCAACUCAUUUGACCUCUGCCUUGUUGUUCAUCAAAUGGAGAAUCUGACUCUGACUUUGGACUUGGAAGUCAGUGUUUGGGGCUCAGAAGUGGAGAACUGGAUUUCUACACUGGGAUGAUAACUGGAAACUGCAGAGUGCAGCUCAGGCCUCAAUGCCAAACCUUACUGUUAUCCUAAAAUGUCUAAUGUUAUCUAACACUGGAGUAGCCAUACACUGACCAUACUACACUGAUUUUAGAAAAGUGCUGUACUGUGUACUGUAGCUAAGUGUUCUGGAAAAUAUCAAUAACCUGCUCAUUUUGUACUACUGCCAGAUCAAAGUGGAAUGGAAUAACAACUAAAUGCCUGCUUAGAUAUCCUGCUAUGAAUAUCCACAUUAAAGCAAGUCUUACAGACCUGGCCUUGUAGAGAUCGCUGUGAGCCAGUUAUAGCCAACACUGUAUUGUAUAAACGCUUUUAGAAAAUGAUCUCCAUGAGGAAAAACAAAAACUUUAUUUCUUAACUUAUUUUAAAAAAGGAGGCAUGUGAAGCCCUCUGGUUCUCAAGUGUAAUUAUUGUUGUUUGAGAUUAUAAUUAUUGGUUGUACAACUGUUACUGUAAUGAAUGUUAUUUUUAAUAUAAAAUAAAAAUAUUGAAGGAAAA
Molecule: messenger RNA, 3559 nt
Organism: Archocentrus centrarchus (flier cichlid)
Lineage: Eukaryota; Metazoa; Chordata; Actinopteri; Cichliformes; Cichlidae
Gene: pdgfba
Product: platelet-derived growth factor beta polypeptide a
Exons: 7
Coding region: 785-2509 (574 amino acids)
Biological process (GO): positive regulation of MAP kinase activity; positive regulation of protein autophosphorylation; positive regulation of cell migration
Cellular component (GO): membrane
Molecular function (GO): growth factor activity; platelet-derived growth factor receptor binding
Source: RefSeq, a predicted model, not a curated record